AUGCCUACCCUUCGAUCUGGCACCAACACUUCGCCUGGCACUUCGGCCGCGGCCGUUACCCAUGAAGACCCGACCGUUUCCCUCCGUCUCCCACCAUUUUGGAGUCAAGACCCGGAACUUUGGUUUGCGCAGGUUGAGCGCCAAUUCGACGCCCGGCAUAUCACAGCGCAGACGUCCAGAUUUGGCCAUGCCGUUAGCGCCCUUCCAGUCGAAAUCGCUGCUGAGAUCCGUGAUCUCAUUCUCAGUUCACCAGCGCAAGCUCCGUAUGACACGCUAAAGCGCGAGCUCCUUGAUCGAACAGCGCUCUCCAUCCAUCGCCGCUUACAACAACUGCUGGGCGCAGAGGAACUUGGCGACCAAAAGCCUUCACAGUUACUUCGCCGUAUGAGGCAGCUUACGGGAAGCACACCUGUUGACCCGGCUAUUAUGCAAGAACUAUUUCUUCAGCGCCUUCCAUCCGACAUACGCGUUGUCCUCACGGCUGCUGGUGAGAUGUCGUUGGAUGAUCUUGCCCGCCUCGCCGACCGCAUUCUCGACUUACGUACCACUCCAUCUUCCUCGGCAUCUCAUCCCUAUCUGCGCUUCGCGCGCUGCGCAUCUUCUCCAUCCGUCUCAGCCAGCUGCCCUGUCCAUCCCCGAAUCCGCCGUUCAGCCUAUCGCCACAGACCUCACGGCGACUGUCAACAGCCUGCACUGCAGCGUAAAUCGUCUGACUGA
Molecule: messenger RNA, 717 nt
Organism: Ornithodoros turicata
Lineage: Eukaryota; Metazoa; Arthropoda; Arachnida; Ixodida; Argasidae
Exons: 1
Coding region: 1-717 (238 amino acids)
Source: RefSeq, a predicted model, not a curated record